AUCGGUGUUGUUGCAGCUCUAGUUCCACGUCAAGCGCCGGAAAAAAACACGACUUGCAUUUAUUUAAUUUAUUUGGCGACUGGACUAACGAAUUGUAGCAACAUGGUGAGCCUGCUGCAGGAAAUCGACACCGAGCAUGAGGACAUGGUCCACCACGCUGCCCUGGACUUCUACGGCCUGCUGCUGGCCACCUGCUCCUCGGACGGCAGCGUCCGAAUCUUCCACUCGCGCAAGAACAACAAGGCGCUGGCGGAGCUCAAAGGCCACCAGGGACCAGUGUGGCAGGUGGCAUGGGCCCAUCCAAAGUUCGGGAACAUCCUGGCCUCAUGCUCCUACGACCGCAAGGUGAUCGUCUGGAAGUCUACAACGCCCCGCGAUUGGACCAAGCUCUACGAAUACAGCAACCACGACUCCUCUGUAAACUCGGUGGAUUUUGGCCCAUCUGAAUACGGCUUGGUGCUGGCCUGCGCCAGUUCGGAUGGUUCCAUUUCGGUGCUCACCUGCAACACAGAUUAUGGUGUGUGGGACGCCAAGAAGAUUCCGAAUGCUCAUACCAUUGGGGUGAAUGCGAUUUCGUGGUGCCCAGCCCAGGCUCCGGAUCCGGCCUUUGAUCAGCGCGUUACCUCGCGUUCGACGGCCGUGAAGCGUCUGGUAAGCGGUGGAUGCGAUAACCUGGUGAAGAUCUGGCGCGAAGAGAACGAUCGCUGGGUGGAGGAGCAGCGCCUGGAGGCCCAUUCCGAUUGGGUGCGUGAUGUGGCCUGGGCGCCAUCAAUUGGCCUGCAUCGGUCGCAGAUCGCUACAGCCUCCCAGGAUCGCCACGUGAUCGUGUGGAGCAGCAAUGCAGAUCUGACACAGUGGACUUCCAGUGUGCUGCACACAUUCGAGGAUGCUGUGUGGAGCGUCUCCUGGUCCACCACCGGCAACAUUUUGGCCGUCACUGGGGGCGAUAACAAUGUCACGCUGUGGAAGGAGAACACUGAGGGCCAAUGGAUACGCAUCAACUACGAGUCUGGCACUGCCAUCCAGUCUAAGCAGCCACCGCACCAUCCCCAUUCCCACACCCAGCAGCAAACACAGUCACAACAGGCACAGUCGCAUCAGCAGCAAGCGCCUUCACAUCCGGGUCCCUCUUCGGAUUCGGAACAUAGUUCGAACCUCUCCAACUCACAGCUCUCAAACUGAGAGAGUAUGUAUUUCAAGCGCAAGUCGUGGUCAAAUGUUAUCUUACAAAAUACCUAUAAAAUAUACAAUCUAAUGUUCGCCCUAUA
Messenger RNA from Drosophila serrata, 1268 nucleotides. It is a transcript of the gene Sec13, whose product is annotated as nuclear pore and COPII coat complex component secretory 13. Gene Ontology annotation, biological process: positive regulation of TOR signaling; protein import into nucleus; COPII-coated vesicle budding. Gene Ontology annotation, cellular component: nuclear pore outer ring; COPII vesicle coat. Gene Ontology annotation, molecular function: protein binding; structural molecule activity. The record is from RefSeq and is a predicted model, not a curated record. NCBI's taxonomy places the organism in Eukaryota, Metazoa, Arthropoda, Insecta, Diptera, Drosophilidae.